Molecule: messenger RNA, 1882 nt
Organism: Cervus elaphus (red deer)
Lineage: Eukaryota; Metazoa; Chordata; Mammalia; Artiodactyla; Cervidae
Gene: IGBP1
Product: immunoglobulin binding protein 1
Exons: 6
Coding region: 512-1531 (339 amino acids)
Biological process (GO): regulation of signal transduction; regulation of dephosphorylation
Cellular component (GO): cytosol
Molecular function (GO): protein phosphatase 2A binding
Source: RefSeq, a predicted model, not a curated record
UCGCUCGCACGCGCGCAGACCUGCGAACCCGGCAAGCUGCGCGGAGUUCGGAGCCCCUGGCCGCCCUGGCCCUUGUGGCCAGGGAGCGCCUCACGAGGUAAAGCGCUCGCCUGGCCGGCUCCUGGAGUGCUCCUGCCUUCUCGCGCCCGCCCUGGCUCCGAAUUCAGCCUCGUCACACCCGCUCCUCAGAGCCGAUGGCACAGUCCGGGCCCGGGUCGGCGACGAGGAGCCGCGCGAAAAGCAGCGCCUGGGGUUUGCUUUUUUAUUUGCGUGUGUGUAUCAUUCACAGAUGUCUACUAGUAAUAGGCAGCAUGACAAAAUGAGUCCAUGGAAACGGUUGCUAGGCUGACUUAACAGCAGCCUACGGAAGUUUUUAGACGCUUAGGUAACAAUGGAGCUACUGAACCAAUGCAGCGCCCCUUCCGGUUUCUUCAUCUCUCGCCUAGCCCAGCUUUCCCAGGGUUGCCUUUGACCCCGGAAGUGAGGCUUUCUGGGUUCCUCCCUCCCUAAGAUGGCAGCAGCCGAAGACGAGUUACUGUUACCGCGGCUCCCUGAGCUGUUCGAAACCAGCAAGCAGCUUUUGGACGAACUGGAAAUCGCAACUGAGCCCACCGGCUCCCGAAUAAUCCAAGAUAAGGUGUUCAAGGGGCUGGAUCUCCUGAAGAAGGCUGCUGAAAUGUUGUCGCAGCUCGACUUGUUCAGCCAAAAUGAAGAUUUGGAGGAGAUCGCGUCCACCGACCUGAAGUACCUGAUGGUGCCAGCAUUGCAAGGAGCGUUCGCCAUGAAACAAGUCAAUCCCAGCAAGCGUCUAGAUCAUUUGCAGUGGGCUCGAGAACACUUUUUAAACUACUUAACUCAGUGCCAGCACUAUCAUGUGGCAGAGUUUGAGCUGCCCAAAACCAAGACCAACUCAGCUGAAAAUAACACUGCUAAUUCCUCCAUGGCCUAUCCUAGCAUCGUUGCUAUGGCAUCUCAGAGACAGGCUAAAAUAGAGAGAUACAAGCAGAAGAAGGAGGUGGAGCAUAGGUUGUCUGCACUGAAAUCUGCUGUGGAAAGUGGUCAAGCAGAUGAUGAGCAUGUUCGUGAAUAUUACCUCCUUCACCUUCGAAGGUGGAUUGGUAUCAGCUUAGAAGAGAUUGAGAGCAUUGACCAGGAGAUAAAGAUCUUGAGAGAAAAAGACUCCACAAAAGAGGCAUCAACUUCUCAGUCAUCUCGUCAGGACAGGCCUCCAAUGAAACCGUUUGUUCUCACUCGGAACAUGGCCCAAGCCAAAGUAUUUGGAACUGGUUAUCCAAGUCUGGCAUCUAUGACAGUGAAUGACUGGUAUGAACAGCAUCGGAAAUUUGGAGCAUUACCAGAUCAGGGAAUAGCCAAGACAACGUCAGAGUUCAAAAGAGCAACUCAGCAACAAGAAGAUCAGGAGCGUGAGGAGGAAGAGGAUGAUGAACAAGCAGUCCGCAGAGCUCGGGAAUGGGAUGACUGGAAGGACACCCAUCCUAGAGGCUAUGGCAACCGGCAGAACAUGGGUUAGCCUCCCCACAGCAAGACAGGACAACAGGGGCUUACAUCUUCCCCGCCAAGGACAAUUGUGCCGUCUCCCCUACCCUGGUCUUCUGCUUCAGCUAUGUACAACGAAGGCAGAGAUGCUUAGUCUUGCUUAGUGUUCAAUAAAAUGUCAAGCAAUGAAGUGUGUAUUUGUGCCCUAAAUGAUAAGCCAGAAAUCUUGUUUUGGCAUUAAUCAUUCUCAUCAUGGUAUAUUUUAAUUUUCUUAAGUGGAAAGGAAAGAGGAUUGAGAAAUGGCUCUGUAUAAUCAAUCAAUGGCUGUAUGAAUUAUCUUUAAAAAAAAUAAAGGUCCCUUCUAUCACAUGCGCCUGUGCAGAAA